Messenger RNA from Anopheles bellator, 2100 nucleotides. RefSeq names its product pseudouridylate synthase 7 homolog (gene Pus7). The coding region runs from base 1 to 2100 and encodes 699 amino acids. Gene Ontology annotation, cellular component: nucleus. Gene Ontology annotation, molecular function: pseudouridine synthase activity; RNA binding. The transcript has 3 exons. NCBI's taxonomy places the organism in Eukaryota, Metazoa, Arthropoda, Insecta, Diptera, Culicidae. The record is from RefSeq and is a predicted model, not a curated record. Gene Ontology annotation, biological process: pseudouridine synthesis.
AUGAAGAGAGGAUUCUAUUCCAACAAACGCCGUCCCGGAUCGUCGAACAGCAACGGAAGGCCGCACGGACGAAAUGACCGUUCGCGUCAAAGAUCCGGCGGUCGCGUGUCGUACAUUUCGGAGAAGGACAUUUACUGUACCGAGUACAUGUCCAGCUUGGAAGGGUUCCAGGGUGUCCUGAAAUCGAGGUUUUCCGACUUUCACGUGAACGAAAUCGAUCCCACCGGUGUACCGGCGAUCCUGACGAACACUUCCCUACCAAAACCGCCUACAGAAGCAGCCACGAGUACCGAUGACAAAGGGGAAGCGAUCGACCCGGACGAGGAAUUGGUGCGGUUGAUAAAAGCGGAGAACUUGACUAGGAUUCAGGCCAUGGUCGGUGGGGAGAAGGCGACAUCCGAAGAUCCCUUCGUUGAGGUUGAUGUGACCGAGCUGUCGAAGCAAGAUCGCACCACGAUCCACAACCGCGUGAAGGAGCUGUUCGGCAAGGCUGUCGUGGGUUCGACGGUAAACCACGACGAUCGCAAGUGGAUUCGUUUCGUACCGUACAGCAAAGGGUCGGUAGCGGAUCGGCGCGAAAAGUGGCUCUGGCCCCACCCGUACACGUACUUUAUGCUGUACAAGGAAAACCUCGACACAAUACAAGCCACGUUGCAGCUCUCCCAGAAGCUCCACUGUCCACCAUCGGCACUAACGUACGCCGGAACGAAGGACCGGCGAGGUAAAACCACCCAGUGGGUUUGCAUUAAGAAGCGUGAACCGGCAAAGAUUGCUGGGGCCGCACGCGGCAUUCCGAACCUUAGCGUGGGUAACUACACGAACAAACCAGAUACACUGAAGCUGGGCCAGUUGCGGGGAAACGUAUUCCGCAUUGCCCUGCGCCAGGUAACGGCCGACGAUGAGACGAUCAACGCUUGCAUGGAGCACUUGCGGGAACACGGAUUCAUCAACUACUACGGACUGCAGCGUUUUGGGAACUGCGCGUCCGUGCCAACGUACCGCGUUGGGAUCGAACUUCUCAAGGGGUGCUGGAAGGAAGCCUGCGAGUUAAUUAUGAAACCCCGUGAGGACGAGCCGCACUUUAUGGCCGAGAUGCGCACGAUUUGGGCGCAAACGCACGAUGCGGCCGAAGCACUGAAGAAGAUACGCCCGGGAAACAAGUCCGUCGAGGCGCAGUUGAUGUACUGGCUGGCAAACCACGGACCAAGGGACUACCUCGGCGCGAUCGAGUUCCUGCCCCGUAACGUGCAGUUGCUGUAUAUGCACGCGUAUCAAAGCCUAAUCUGGAAUCGGGUAGCUUCGCGGCGGAUACGAGAAUUUGGUUUAAAGCCGCGCGAAGGCGAUCUGGUUUACGUGGAGAACUGCAACGAAACAAUGGCACAGGCGGAUGACACGGCGAUGGAGGGAGAUGCAGAGGAUUUGGACAACGUUCAAGCGUUUGAGGAGUUUCCGGAAGAGUCGGAGCAAGGAGCGGAACCAAACCAGGACCAAGUCGGGUCUGUGCCACAGUCAUCGUACAAGAAUCUCGUCCGCCCUCUGACCGCAGAAGAUGUGGCCGCGGAUCGUUACACCAUGUUCGACGUUGUACUACCGCUGCCCGGGCACGACAUAACCUAUCCGGCGAACGAGUGCGCCGAGUGGUACGAGGAAGCGCUGAGCGAGGAGUCACUAUCGUCCGAGAAGCUAAAGCGCAAAGUGAAGAAACACUCUCUGACCGGUGCAUAUCGGAAAGUAUUCGUGCGCCCGGAGUGUUUCAAUUGGCGCAUCGUACGUUACUUGAGUCCGACCGAUACUCUCAUCCUCUCGGAUGUGGAAAAAAUGAAUAACGUCUCCGAACCCCCGUUCGAGGAGUGGGCAGCUAACAAACAAUCGCAGAAGGCUGUGAUUAUGGAUUUUCGGCUACCGACGUCAACUUACGCCACGAUGGCGCUGCGGGAAAUUCUUAAGACCGACACAUCCGCCGUCAACCAACGAACGCUGGAGAAAAAUCAAGGCAAAUUGGCUGCCGACGAAACCACCUGCGAAAAUGGGUCAAUCGAGACCGUGGAAAAGGUUUCAGAGGAACCUGCGUGUAAAAUGGCUAAAUCAACGACCGAAUAA